AUGGAGAGGGGAUAUAUUUCUCACCAAGCCCAAGCUGAAGUGCCAGCAGAUACCUCUUCUCACCUUCUGUCACCCUUUCAGAUGGGCCCGCUCUUCAAACUUUCCCAUCGAGUUGUGUUGGCUCCUAUGACUCGUUGCCGGGCAAUAAACAGCAUUCCUCAACCUUGUCACGUGAACUUCUAUUCUCAGAGGACCACCAAAGGAGGCCUUUUGAUCACAGAAGCAAACGCAGUCUCACCCCAAGCUAUUGGGUUUCCACAUUCGCCGGGUAUUUUCAGUGAGGAGCAAGUGAAGGCGUGGAAAGAUGUGGUGGAUGCGGUUCAUGCCAAGGGCGGCAUCAUUUUCUGCCAGCUCUGGCAUGUCGGCAGGGCUUCGCACACAGUUUAUCAGCCCAAUGGAGAAGCUCCCGUAUCGUCCACAGGCAAGGCGAUAUCUGAGGAAUGGAGCGUCUUGAUGCCGGGUGGCUCCAAGGCUGCUUUCUCCCCACCGCGCGCCCUUUCCACGUCCGAAAUCAGUGGUGUUGUUGAAGAGUUUGGUAAGGCAGCGAGGAACGCCAUGCGCGCAGGAUUUGAUGGCGUGGAAAUACACGCGGCACACGGUUACCUGAUCGACCAGUUUCUCAAGGACGGCAUUAACGACAGGGUGGACGAGUACGGCGGGUCCUUGGAGAAGAGAUGUCGGUUUGUCAUGGAGGUGGUGGAGAGAGUGGUGAGGGAGAUUGGUGCCGAGCGUACCGCCAUAAGAAUAUCGCCCAUCAUAGACCACAUGGGGACUACUGAUUCCGAUCCGCUUUCUCUCGCCUCUCACUUGAUUGGUCUGCUGAAUUCUUAUGCUCUUGCUUACCUCCAUGUGACUGAGCCCCGAUUCACUAAGGAAGGCCUCAGAGACGAGGGUGCGGCAGAGGGCGAGAGCUCGACUGCGGCCAUGUGGAAGAUGGUGAAGGAUGAGUAUGGAGGGAGGGUUAUGAGGAGCGGUGGAUAUAAGAGAGAGAGUGCCAUGAAGGCGGUCUCCAGUGGCAGCGCAGAUUUGAUAUCAUUCGGUAGGCUUUUCAUUUCGAAUCCUGAUCUGCCACUGAGAUUCGCUAUUGAAGCGAAGCUCACCAAGUAUGACCGCUCUACUUUCUACACUCAGGACCAGGUCGUGGGUUACACUGAUUACCCCUUUUACGUCCGUGAAGAUCUUGAGGAGUAG
Cryptomeria japonica (Japanese cedar) is the source of this 1191-nucleotide messenger RNA. Its product is annotated as 12-oxophytodienoate reductase 3-like. The transcript has 4 exons. The record is from RefSeq and is a predicted model, not a curated record. Lineage: Eukaryota; Viridiplantae; Streptophyta; Pinopsida; Cupressales; Cupressaceae. Gene Ontology annotation, molecular function: oxidoreductase activity; FMN binding. The coding region runs from base 1 to 1191 and encodes 396 amino acids.